GUGGUUUGCGCUGACGUCAUAGACAUCGCUCGGGCUGUUUGGUCGGGGCGAAAGUCGUGUUGUUGACGUUUCUCGCUAUUUUUUUCUCGCCGCUGUGGACGUCGGUAGCCGAGGGGCGGCUCGCCGGGGUCCCCGAAUCCUCUCCGACAUGGACGAAAGCAACAAGCUGUCGGGCGCGGCGGCGACGGGGGCGGGCAAGCUGAAGAAGCCCGGCAAGCGCGGACGCAAGCCGGCCAAGAUCGAUUUGAAGGCCAAACUGGAGCGCAGCCGCCAGAGCGCCAGGGAAUGCCGAGCCAGAAAGAAGCUCCGCUACCAGUACCUGGAAGAACUGGUCUCCGGCAAAGAGAGGGCCAUCUGCGCGCUCAGGGAGGAGCUGGACAUGUACAAACAGUGGUGCUCGGCCAUGGACCGGGGCAAGAUUCCCUCCGAGAUCAAAGCUCUGCUGACGGCCGACGACCUCCACCGCGGGCCCGCCGACGGCGCCGCCAAGGCGCCCAAAAACGCCAAGAACAGCGCGUGACGUAGAACGUUUCCUUCGAGGCGCGUUGUAUCUAUCUAGACGUCAGCGGGACCACGGGACGGAUCGGGAGCCCGCGGAGACCCCUCGGAAUCCUCUCCGUCGGGUUCGAGUUUACCGGAAGACUCGCCGACGUCCCUCUGGCUUCGAGAGCCAUCGACGGGAAGUCCGACAACGCUCGUGUCGCUUUUUUCCUAGGAUUGUUCUUGGCUCCGCUUUGUUCCCAAAACAAAUUAAAGUGUGCAAAAUUG
Corythoichthys intestinalis (scribbled pipefish) is the source of this 768-nucleotide messenger RNA. It is a transcript of the gene crebl2, whose product is annotated as cAMP responsive element binding protein-like 2. The record is from RefSeq and is a predicted model, not a curated record. Gene Ontology annotation, biological process: regulation of DNA-templated transcription. NCBI's taxonomy places the organism in Eukaryota, Metazoa, Chordata, Actinopteri, Syngnathiformes, Syngnathidae. Gene Ontology annotation, cellular component: nucleus. The transcript has 3 exons. Gene Ontology annotation, molecular function: DNA-binding transcription factor activity. The coding region runs from base 149 to 520 and encodes 123 amino acids.